AUGUCUGCCCUCGCCAUGGAGUUCUGUAAUCUCAAUAUCUGGAGGCUUGACGUGGCCUGUGCGACACCCCGAGCCCCUGACGGUGCCCUGCCGGUCGCCGCCGCCGCCCGCCUGGUGCUGCCUCACCGCCGGCCGCCCCCGGGACUUGCGCGCGCAGAUCCGCAGGGCGUGGGGCAGCAGGUAGCAGCGCAGCGCCCGACCGAUCGCCGCAACCGCAAGGGUAGGGGCCAGGGGCUGCCUCCGCGCGCCCUGCUGUGCGCAGGCAGGCCGGCCGGCGCCCGGCGGCCGCGCCACUGCGCCUGCGCGGCUCCGCGCGCCCCGCGCAACGCGCUGCUGCCUGCCGCAGCGGGCAGUGGCCGAGGGCCCAGGGGCAGGGGGCAAUCAGGCCUGGGGGGCAGCCGGUCCGCGGUCCGCCACGGCGCCACCGCGCACAGGUGCACGCCAGUCGACCGAGGCAAGCCAAGUGUGAAUCAAUCAACCAAGGCCCGCCCCUGGCUUCAAUGGCUACCUCUCGGUUCUGAGGACAUGUCAGUACGAAGUGAUAAGGCGUUCUCACGCGUGGAUUUUAUCGACCGCAAGUUGUUGUCCAUCCUCAGCGACAUUGCAGGCGUCAUGAUCGAGGGCGGGUAUGAACACGCUCCGAAAAGCAAUCGAUAGACACUCUGCUCAACUUGCCAGGUAUGCUGCUAAUGGGCCAAAAACUGAACCAUACCCACACCAGACCAUUCCAUAAAAAACCAGCGAUUUGAUCCAACCCACCCUGCUGGUCCACCUCUUAAAACCAAACUGAUCCAACUCAUAAAUUUCUCAAGGCUCAAACUAAACCAGACUGUUCUUCCCCAAACGGUUUCAACCGAUUUUCACCGUGGUUUCCAAUCAUUCCACAAAUCCAUCCGAGUGCAGCCUGGUGGGUCUGCCAUUUUGUCGCGCUCCGUAGGUAUGUAGCCUCAUCGCGCACCCACCGCCGACCUGGCUCAUGCGAUCGUGUGCCACGCUGCACUGCAUGUCUGCAUGCGAGCAAGGCGGUGAUGUUGAGGCCAAGCAUUUCCACUGGAUCAAGCCCAUUAGCUAAACCAUGGUGUGCAAUUGUUUGCAACUAGAAAAUCUAAAACUGAUUCCAGAAGCAAACCAAUCCAUUAUGGCUGCUAUCCCAAACCAGACCAAUCCAUUAAACUUUCCAACCUAUUUUCACCCAAACCAUGCAGGCCUAAAUAAGAAACCAAACUAGCAAACCCAGUUUUACACCGAACCAUUACCAGGUUGACCGUAUGCAUUCAGCACAUAGUACAAUCAUCAUCGCCAUGCUCUAGACAUUUUUUUUCUGUUCACGAUUUUCCAUGUAUUUCUAGAAGAAUAUUAGUCGAAUUGCGGCAAAAAGGGUGUAUGUUUCAUAGAAAACAUUCCUCAAAUCGUUUUCUCUUAGAUACUUUACUAAUACUGCACUUCCUUCAGUAUCAGACUAAUCAUAUGAUUGUA
Messenger RNA from Panicum virgatum (switchgrass), 1476 nucleotides. RefSeq lists its product as uncharacterized. Bases 1 to 657 code for a protein of 218 amino acids. NCBI's taxonomy places the organism in Eukaryota, Viridiplantae, Streptophyta, Magnoliopsida, Poales, Poaceae. The transcript is spliced from 3 exons. The record is from RefSeq and is a predicted model, not a curated record.